Microsporum canis CBS 113480 is the source of this 1566-nucleotide messenger RNA. Its product is annotated as glycylpeptide N-tetradecanoyltransferase. The transcript has 3 exons. Gene Ontology annotation, biological process: N-terminal peptidyl-glycine N-myristoylation. Lineage: Eukaryota; Fungi; Ascomycota; Eurotiomycetes; Onygenales; Arthrodermataceae. Gene Ontology annotation, cellular component: cytoplasm. The record is from RefSeq and is a predicted model, not a curated record. Gene Ontology annotation, molecular function: glycylpeptide N-tetradecanoyltransferase activity. Bases 1 to 1566 code for a protein of 521 amino acids.
AUGACAGACAAUCAAGAUACAGACCCGGCCUCUGGCCAGAAGGACGACGUCUCCGGCAACAGCACAAACAAGAAUGGUUCCGCUGCUACCGGCAGCGAUGGGAAGGGUAAGGGAAGGGAGAUUGACGAAGGGAAAACGCCCUCAAAGUCUGGCCCGACGAUAGAGCUCAGCACGAAGGCAGCGCAAGCGCUGAUGGAAUCCAAUCCUGCAUUAAAGGGUGAAUUCGCAGGCAUGGAUAAGGAGAAGGCAGCAGAGUUGAUGCGGAAGAUGGACAUCAAGGAAUUGCUGGCUGGGCUUGCGGUGAACCCGAAGAACAAGAAGGAUAUGGCUUCAUAUAAGUUUUGGCAGACUCAACCGGUUAUAAGGUUCGAUGAUAAGGGAGAAAUAGUGGAUGGUCCGAUUAAGGAGAUCGAUAUUGAGACUGUUUCGAAGACGCCUGGCCCGUUGAUUGAUGGGUUUGAAUGGGUUACAUUGGAUCUGAAUGAUGACAGGGAGACGCAAGAACUAUAUGAGCUACUGACGGAUCACUAUGUGGAAGACGAGAGUGAGAUGUUUCGGUUUAACUACUCAAAGGACUUUUUGAACUGGGCGCUUAAGGCUCCAGGAUGGACAAGCGAUUGGCACGUUGGUGUUAGAGCUUCAAAAUCCAGAAAACUAGUUGCGGCCAUAUGCGGUAUCCCUCUCGAGAUAUGCGUGCGUGGGAAGGUAAUAAAAUCCGUCGGAAUCGAUUUCCUAUGUGUACACAAAAAGCUACGAGCCAAGCGACUGGCACCAGUUUUGAUCAAGGAAAUAACUCGAAGGUGCUACUUGAGGGGAAUAUUUCAAGCCGUUUAUACAGUUGGAAUCGUCCUGCCAACGCCAAUCAGCUCAUGUCGCUAUUACCAUCGAGCUCUGGAUUGGUUAAAGCUAUACGAAGUUGGGUUUUCUGGUAUGCCAGCAGGUUCUACAAAAGCCAGACAAGUUGCACGAAACCAAUUACCCUCAUCAACAGCCACACCUGGUCUACGGCCAAUGGAAAUCAAGGAUGUCAGCGCAGUGUGUAGCCUCUUGAAUCGCUAUAUGAAACGCUUUGACCUGUCCCAAACUUUCACUGAAGAGGAAACUAAGCAUUUAUUUAUCAACGGAGAGCAUACGUCAGAGACGGUCGUAUAUUCGUUCGUUGUCGAGGAUCAAGAUACCCAUCAUAUCACUGAUUUUGUCUCGUUUUAUUCUCUGGAGUCGUCUGUUAUUCAGAAUGAGAAACAUAACAACGUCCGGGCGGCGUACUUAUAUUACUACUCUACAGAGACAGCAUUCGCCGAGAAUGAAGAUGGGUUGAAAGAGCGUCUGCAGCUACUCAUAAACGAUGCAUUAAUCAUUGCCAAGAAGGAGAAAUUCGAUGUGUUCAAUGCCCUGACACUGCAUGAUAACCCUUUGUUCCUCGAGAAGCUCAAGUUCGGUGCUGGAGACGGGCAACUCCACUACUAUCUGUUUAAUUAUCGAACAGCACCUAUCCCUGGAGGAGUAGAUAGUAACAAUGAGCCUGACGAGCGUAAGAGACAUGGUGUUGGCGUUGUUCUCGUUUAA